AAAUGACAUGUUUGGCCUGUUUCAGCAACUCAACGUUUUCGUUUGAUUGGCCAGCUUGUAAUGACAACAGCUUUCGAGGUCAGUUGAACAGUCAAGUGUUACUUACCGAAUCUGCGAAGGAAUAAUGAGUAUUUUCUACAUUUAAAGGGCUAUCUCUUCUGAGAAUUACAGAAAUGUCAGACAAUCCUUCGGAAACGAGCAACUAUCUGCGAUUCCUCGCUGUUUUUGUUGACAUAGGAACAGAGCGGCUGUUGAAAUUGUUAUACCAUUACCAGCCAAAAGAAACUAUAAACACGUAUCUUUCAUCUGGAAAAGUUCGUAGUAAAUUAGAGAAGGUACUACACGGGCAGAAAUUUAAAAAAGUCACUUCAGGCUAUGCCAAUGUAGACGAGUUUGACGUUUCAGUUUUGGGCACACUACUCGACGAGCUGUUUACCGGUAUCGUACCCCCUAACAUAGCAACUGAUCUUAAAAAACUACGGUCGAUGCGAAAUAAAUUAGUUGGACAUCGGCAUAAAGCAUCAUUAACAUCAGAGGAAACCGAGCAGAUCUUUGGGGAACUGGAAAUCAUUUUAGUCCGAAUUACUGGAAUUGUUAAACCUAAUGAGGAGGAACAACUUGCAAGAAAGAUUGAAGCUUACAAAACGAUGAAACUAGACUCGUCUCAGAAAGAUAUGUAUUUGACCAAAAUUAACGAAUGGCAUGAUGAAUUACAGGAAAAGGUCAAAGAACUUCUGGAGCAAACAAACGAUUUGAAGCUGUUCUUUAAAGGUGUAAGCGAUAAAUACUCCAGUUAUGUAGCGCUGUUAUUACACGCUGGACCCCUGGUUUUAACAGCUUAUCUUAAUGAAGCCAUAAGGAUGCAACGACAAACACUUGCAGAAUUUCUCAUUUACAACCGAGAGUUAUUACAAACUGAACUCAACACUCAGGAUGGCAUAAAACAACUGUAUCCCAGAAUCGAUGAAGGUGAAACCAGACCUAAUACAGAUAUGAAUACAUGGGAUCUUUAUGUACUGGCAAACGUUAUUUUGAUAGUUUUCAGAAGAUCCAUGAAACGGAAGGAAAGACGAAACAUUGAAGGUAUACUGAGGGCAAGAGAAAACUAUGCAGCAGAAGCAAUUGAAGCAUUAGACAGAGAAAGGUUUUCACACUGUUGUGAGAACCUAGUGCACAAUAUAAUGUCGCUAGCUGAAGAUUUAGACGAAGACAUCGAAUCUCAAUGCGAUGAGCUCAUUAAAGCAUAUAGAUCAGGAAAGAAAGACCGAGAUGACCUAGAUAAAUACAUGAAAAGGCUGAAAUGCCAUGACUUGGGAAUUGUCAGUCUUUCUGAAAAAUAUGAAGAUCAUAUAAAGAAACUCAAGCAAGCAGUUGAAGAAACUGACGAAGCUAGAAUUGACUUCAAAAAGUGGCCUGAAAUCGAGAUCAAAAUUCAAGUAACUUGUGAAGACCCAGAGAAAAGAAAACAGGCAGAGCUACUUAUCCAAAAGUCACUCGGUUAUUCAAACGAAGAAAUAGAGAGUGGUCAAGAGAUUUCCGCACUACUUGAAAUCAGACAAAAGAUUGAAAAUAUGCCAUCAGUUCACGUAGUUGCUGUUAAACAGAACAGUGUUAUAUUAGCAGUAAGAUGUGAAUCUAAGCAAGGUUUACUACAGUUGAUAGACUUCAUAGUCGGUCAAGGAUUUAAAGAAAAUCUUAAUGAGUCCGCUUUUGAAUUAGAUGAUAUCUUUAACGAGACAUUCUGCUUGCAAGGGUAUUUCACGCUAGAAAGUGUGUUAGAAAGUGUUCGAAAUGCUCACUCAGACAAUUUUCAGUCGGAGCAAGAUGAGGGUUUCAUCCUGCCAAUAGCAUGCUCUUCGCCAGAAGAAAACAGAAAAUUUGAGCGUGCUGUUCAGCACCGGGAACAUUCUGAAUACCGUGGAGAAAUUUAUGAACGUGAGCGGAAAUAUUUCUCUGACAGAGAAUCAAUGCACGGAAUUUCACCAGACAGUAGACAGAAUUUAAACGUUCAGCAAAAUGAAAUUCAGCAGGCUUUGAACAAUGAGCUCCGAACAGAAAAAGAACGUGUCGUGGCUCUUCAGCAUGAGAAAAGUAUUGUUGAAAGAGAGAAGAUGGAAGCUGAAAGACAGCUUGAAGAGGCCGAGGUCAGAAUAGACGCACUUGAGAAAGAAUGGCGUAACGUGGAGAAAAUUAUAGAAGAGAAUCAGAGACGUGAACGUGAAAUGCGAAGUCAGAUUGCGGAACUUGAAGUAGAGAAUUCACGACUCGCCUAUCAAAUAUACGAAAUAGAGACGACAGAACGGGAUAUUGAAAGAACUAAAGCAAUCCAUAGAAAGACAAAUUUUGACAGUCAAUCUGCUAUGGAUCGCACCACUCCAAGUAGAGACACUACUGAAACUAUACAUCAGAUACAAAAGCUGCAGGCUCAGUUGGAACAAACAAAACAACAGUUCAUUCAAAGAGAGAACACGUUACUUGCCAGGCUUGAAGAGGCAGAAGAAGCUCGUUUGAAGGCGACGAAACAGGCUACAUCAAAAGCGUAUAGCCAGAUAUGGAAGUCGGAGAAGGCUGAUUUGAAAGACUAUUUAGAAAAAUCUGAAAAAGAACGCAAAGAACUGGAACGUGUACUCAGAGUGGCAAAGAAAGAUAACAUGGAUAUGUCAACAAAGCUGUUUGAAAUGAAGAUUAAGAUGUCUGAAGUUGAAGAAAACUAUUAUGAAAAAUUGUCGAAGACAUCUUCGGAAGAAUACAUUUUGAAGCAAGAGAUUGAAGACCUUAAAGAAGACUUAGCGACUGAGGUGCGUCUGCGGAAAGAAUAUAUUCUCAGAAAUGCAGUGUUAGCUGAAGAAAUUCGCGCAAUUCGAGAAAGAUUAGACAUUGUCGAUCAAGAGCAGACGUUGAACAAGGUACAUCUUGAAAAGGAUCUAGACAGGGUUUACCGACGUAACUCAAAUAUGCGGCGUUAUCAACCGCGUUAUCGAACCCCACUUCUGCAAACAAAAAAAUCAGGACAAUUUUAUAUGAAGUCGCCAUUACAAUCGAGCGAAUUCAAAUUUUAUUAGUUACCAGCCAUAUGUUUCUUUCUCCGUUUUCCAACAUUUUAUACACUUUAUGUACUUUAUGAGCUUUUGAGAAAAAUAUGGUGUGAUGAUUUACAACAAAAUUGUAAAAUUAGCAAUUUUGAGAAACUAUUAGUCUCAUAGUGAAUCUAAAUUACUUAACUGACUAUUUUUGAUUGAGUUUCGCCCAUUUACAUUGAAAGGAGAGAAGGAUGUCUUUUGAACCGAGAUAACCUUUUUGGAUUUGAGAAUACAAUAAGAAUGUAAGACUCCAUUUGAUUAUAACAAAACUUUCUUCUUGUUCACUAAACAGUUACUAUAUGUAAUAAGCGUGUAUACAUUUUAUGUCUCAUGCAUCUUGAUAAAUUAUAGAUUUGUUUUCUUAUUUCUGGGUACGAAGUUAUAUUGAAAUCACAGUUUUUGUAUAGUCAUAGUUUCGUCUGUUUUCCUUGAAAACAAAGUAAUUUUUCAGUGACUAUAUCCAAAUGCAUUCUUCAUUUCAGUAAAAUUCAUUUAGAAUAGUCUUUUCAGGCUAUGGGUGAAGAAGUAUAUAAAUUCUAUAUUCCGAAUACAUUUUCUUGAAUAAACGUAUUUUCCCGACACCAUUGUCAAGAUAACUGUUGAUUUUGUCAGUUUAAACUACACUGUCUUUAAUUUGAUUUUUUCUUGAAGAAAAUGACAAAUUAUUAAAAAGGUUUUUAUUUUCACAAUUAAGAUCCUUUGAUCUUUCUAUCUCGCUCGGGAGUAUAAAUUUUAUCAACAAUCCACAGAUAUUCAGUCUUAAAAGGAGGAAAUGAAUCAUUUUUCAUAAAGACCUUGAUGCCCGUUUCGACUGAGAACAAUCAUGUGAGAAAAUCAUACAGCUUUUCCUGAAUUCAAUUGUCAUAAUAUUUCGCUCCUUAUCUACUUUCGAUUUCGUCAAGGAGUAAUGUCCCUUCCAAGACAAGUAAUGUUCAAUUUCAAAAAUAUUAUGAGAGAUGCGGAUUUUUCAUCCUUUGUUAUUUUUUAUUAUUCGCCGAAGAGUUAUACGUAGUGAAUAUCAAUUGACACAGGUUGUCAUUCAAAACAUUGAUGUAGUUUUGCUCCUUUGUGAUUUUUAAUUUUCAUGGAGGGACAAUUGCAUUACCAAUUGAAUUGACAUGUAAUGUGACUAUAGCAGGAACUGUUUCUCAUUGUUCUGUAGUUUUGCUCCUUUGCUGUUUUCGAGUUUUCGUCAAGGAGUAUUGCACUACUUAUUGACAUGUAGUGAAAUUAAACCUUUCAAAACAGUGUUAUGUAGUUUUGCUCCUUUUAUUCUUUUAUAUAUUUUUCACGGAGGACUAACUGCACUACCAUUUGACAUGAAAGGAGUUGUUUGUCUAUCAAAAUAUUUGUUAUGUGGCUUUACUCCUUCGCUAGUUUCGAUUUUUCGUGCAGGAGUAACUGCAAUAACAAUUGACAAGUAAUGGAACUAAUCAGGUUCAAAACAUUUGUUACAAAUUGAAUGUAAAUAGUUAGUCAUAUUUGCUAUUUUCGAUUUAAUAUCAAAUUUAAUUGCCAAUUGUAUAGUGACAUAAUCGUUUCUUUUUUGUUGUUGCUUAAAUUAAUAUUUAAUGGAGGACGUAUAAUGCUCAUUUAUUUAUUUUACUCCUUUUCUCUUUUCAAUUUUUGGAAGAGUUAUGUCAAUAUUAUGCAUUCACGCUUAUAGCAAAUAACAAAACUGGAACUGUUUGUCUUUAAGAAAUUGGACUUUUUCGAGAGAUUUCAAUGAUGAAACUACUGCUUUUACGAAACAACAAAAUAUAUGAACUGUUUGUCUCUCAAAACAUUUGUUAUGUAAGUUUGCUUCUUUGUUAUUUUCAAUUGUUCUUCAAGAAGUAAUUGCAAUAACUAUCAAGGAACGAUAGGUAUUGCUAUUGUAAAUCGCAAUUUGUCUUAGGUAUAUUAAUCAGGAGUAUUCCAACUCAUUUUUGGGCAAUAAACCUCUAAAACCUAAUGUUUUUAGUCUGAUGUUGAGUAGCCAUUUAGAAAGAGUGUUAUUAUUACGAAAUAUACAUAAAAUAUGUUGUUAAUAGCUAAAAUGUUUUGUUAAAUAGCAAAGAGGAGAUGUUUUAUUAUAUAUCUACGCUUUUUAAUCUCUUACAUAAUGUCAUGUUCAAGAACAUUCUUUGAGUAGUCGCUUUUGUAAUCAGCAGGCACAUUUGAAUGCAGUUGAUUGCGUUAGUUUUAUUUGUACGACAAUGUACUCUUACGCUAUUCAUAAAUCAUUAUAUUUAUUUAUGUUUAAAUGUUUUGUCAAUAAAUUUAUCUUCUCUUCUAGAUAUGUUUCGUUUUGUUUGUUAGUGAAGUAAUAUAAUAAAAGGAAAAUUGUAUAACUACACUAUGGAAGAGCAAUACAGUAAGGUGCGUUUUAAUUAUCAACUCGAAAUGUCGAGUUUCUAAGUUGAAAUUUCGAGUUACUUACUAAAAAUUUCGAGGUACUUAACUCAAAAUUUCGAGAUACUUACUCGAAAUUUUGACCUGGUAACUCGAAAUUUCUAGUUAUGAAAUUCGAAACAUCGAAUCAAUUAGUCGAAACUUCGAGUUCAGUUACUCGAAAUUUCUAUUUAAUAACAUGACAUUUUAACUUCCUAUCUUGCUUUCUUUCUCCGCGUUCCAACAUUUUAUUCACUUUAUGUACUUUAUGAGCUUUUGAGAAAAAUAUGGUGUGAUAAUUUACAACAAAACUGUAAAAUUAGCAAUUUUGAGAAACUACUGGUCUAAGAGUGAAUCUAAAUUACUUAACUGACUAUUUCUUAUUGAUUUUGGCCAAUUAAUAUUGAAAGGAGAAAAGGAUGUUUUUUAAACCGAGAUAAGCUUUUUGGGUUUGAGAAUACAAUAAGAAUGGAAGACAGUUUACCCUGGAUUUUGUAUAAUCAUAGUUUCUUUUGUUUUCCUCGAAAACAAAGUAAUUUUUUCAAUGACUAUUCAAAUGCAUUCUUCAUUUCAGUAAAAUUCAUUUAGAAUAGUCUUUUCAGGCUAUGGGUGUAGAAUUAUACAAAUUCUAUAUUCCGAAUAAAUUUCCUGACACCAUUGUCAUGGUAACUGUUGCUUUUUGUCAGUUUAAACUGCCUUUAAUUUGAUUUUUUUUAAAAGCUUGAAAAAUGACAAAUUAAUAAAAAGGUUUUUAUUUUCACAAUUAAGAUCCUUUGAUCUUUCUAACCGGCUCGGGAGUAUAAAUUUUAUCAACAAUCCACAGAUAUUCAGUCUUAACUAAUACAGCUGCCGCGCUGUUAAAAACAGGAAAUGAAUUAUUUAUUAUAAAGACGCUGAUGCCAGUUUCUAGUCAGAACAAUCAUGUGAGAAAAUCAUACAGUUUUUCCUAAAUUCAAUUGUCAUAAUAUUUCGCUCCUUAUCUACUUUCGAUUUCGUCAAGGAGUAAUUUCCCUUCCAAGACAAGGAAUGUUUAAUGACAAAAAAAGUAUGGGAGACGCGUAUUUUUCAUCCUUUGUUAUUUUUUAUUAUACGCCAAAGAGUUAUACGCUAAGAAUAUCAAUUGACACAGUUUGUCAUUCAAAACAUUGUUAUGUAGUUUUGCUCCUUUGUGAUUUUUAUUUUUCAUGAAGAAACAAUUGUAUUACCAAUUGAAUUGACAUGUAAUGUGACUAUAGCAGGAACUGUUUCUCAUUGUUCUGUAGUUUUGCUCCUUUGCUGUUUUCGAGUUUUCGUCAAGGAGUAUUGCACUACCUAUUGACAUGUAGUAAAAUUAAACCUUUCUAAACAGUGAUAUGUAGUUGUGCUGCUUUUAUUCUUUUAUAUAUUUUUCACGGAGGACUAAUUAUACUACCAACUGACAUGAAAGGAGUUGUUUGUCUAUCAAAAUAUUUGUUAUGUGGCUUUACUCCUUCGCUAGUUUCAAUUUUUCGUGCAGGAGUAAUUGCACUAACAAUUGACAAGUAAUAGAACUAAUCAGGCUGAACACAUUUGUUACAAAGUGAAUGUAAAUAGUUCUUCAUCUUUGCUAUUUUCGAUUCAAUGUCAAAUAUUAACUGCCAGUUGUAAAGUGACAUGAUUGUUUCUUUUUUGUUGUUGCUUAAAUUAAUAUUUAACGGAGGACGUAUAAUUCUCAUUCAUUUAUUUUACUCCUUUUCUCUUUUCAAUUUUUGGAAGAGUUAUGUCAAUAUAAAGCAUUCACGCUUAUAGCAAAUAACUAAACUGGAACUGUCUGUCUUUAAGAAAUUGGACUUUUUCGAGAGAUUUCAAUGAUAAAACUACUGCUUUUACGGAACAACAAAAUAUAUGUGUUGAAAUGUUUGUCUCUCAAAACAUUUGUUAUGUAAGUUUGCUUCUUUGUUAUUUUCAAUUGUUCUUCAAGGAGUAAUUGCAUUAACAAUCAAGGAACGAUAGGUAUUGCUAUUGUAAAUCGCAAUUUGUCUUAGGUGUAUUAAGCAGUAGUGUUCCAGCUCAUUUUUUGGCAAUAAACCUCUAAAACCUAAUGUUUUUAGUCUGAUGUUGAGUAGCCAUUUAGAAAGACAUGUUAUUAAUACAAAAUAUACACAAAAUAUGUUGUUAAUCGCUAAAAUGUUUUAUUAAAUUGCAAAGAGGCGAUGUUUUUAUUCUCUUACAUAAUGUCAUGUUCAAGAACAUUCUUUGAGUCGUCGCUUUUGUAAUCAGCAGGCGCAUUUGAAUGCAGUUGAUUGCGUUAGUUUUAUUUGUACGACAAUGUACUCUUACGCUAUUCAUAAAUCAAUAUAUUUAUUUAUGUUUAAAUGUUUUGUCAAUAAAUUUAUCUUCUCUUCUA
This is a messenger RNA of Mercenaria mercenaria, 7818 nucleotides long. Its product is annotated as myosin heavy chain, non-muscle-like. Lineage: Eukaryota; Metazoa; Mollusca; Bivalvia; Venerida; Veneridae. The transcript has 17 exons. The record is from RefSeq and is a predicted model, not a curated record. Bases 174 to 3062 code for a protein of 962 amino acids.